CGACAUAAAUAUGGCGCUGCCCGGAGACGACAACGUGAAAAAGAGCUGUACCGAUGGAAAGAGAAGCGCUUCAUAUAAGGAAACAAUACGUACAAAAGCAGAGCUUGUACUACAGAGCAGAAAGCAUGCUAAUGAGUUAUUCGACGUCCUGGAAUACCUACAGUCUGAGGAAGAAAAUGAAGUUAUUUUUGCUAUCAACGCCUGCCAGAAGAUAUUCUGUGCGUUGAUGGAAAGAGGUGAUUUGUAUGUUGGUCAGCUACCAAAAGAAAAAGAAAUAUUGGAAGGUGAUCGUGAUGUGGUAGAAAAGUAUAAGAUGUUUAUAAGGCACCGUUACAAUGAUUGUAUAGAACUGCUUCAAGACUGCAUGGACCAUGAGGCAUACCAAGUGAAGGAGAGUGCCCUCUGCGUGCUAAUGAAGUUUGCAGUGGUGGAAGGGAAGCAUUCUCUUCAAGAGCAGAACUGGAGUGAGCACAGCAACUUUCCUUUUGAGCUCAUAGAGGCAGUGGUGCAAGGUCUGCUGUCAGAGAAGGAAGAUAUGGCUCUGCUCAUAUCCAGGUUUCAGGAGUUCCUAGAAAUGGAUGACGUGCGAUACUACGUCAUGAGCUCAUUCCGCAACAAUAUCAACAAAGUAAUGAGCAGAAACCAGCAGGCUGUGCUGCCAGUGUACCAGAGUAAUGUCUUCACCCUACUCACAUCUAUCAACAUGCCCAGCCAGGACUCGGAGAUCACCAACUUCCUUCUCAAGCAGGAAACAGUUGCCAAGGACUGGAAAGCAGCCAAAUUAAAACAUCACAAACGCGCCUUUGAGCAGAUGUGGCUGACCUUUCUGAAGUACAAGUUGCCUGCUAGCAUGUAUAAGAAGGUGCUUGUCAUCUUGCAUGACUCCAUUCUGCCUUAUAUGAACAAUCCCACACUGAUGAUCGACUUUCUGACUGCAGCAUAUGAUGUUGGAGGAGCAAUCAGCUUACUGGCUCUGAAUGGCCUGUUUGUGCUCAUUCAUGAACACAAUCUAGAUUAUCCUGAAUUCUAUAAAAAGUUGUACAACCUGCUGGACCCAUCUGUAUUCCAUAUGAAGUACAGAGCACGGUUCUUCCACUUAGCCAACAUAUUCCUCUCUUCAAGUCACCUACCAGCCUACCUUGUGGCAGCAUUCAUCAAGCGACUAUCCCGGCUUGCCCUGACGGCGCCCCCUACUGCCCUCCUUAUUGUACUGCCCUUUAUUUGUAACCUCAUUCGUAGACACCCCUCUUGCAGAGUCCUGAUCCACAGACCCAGUGCAACUCAUGUGCCCUGUAAUGACCCAUAUGUGAUGGAGGAGGAGGACCCUGCACAGUGUCGAGCACUAGAGAGCAGUCUGUGGGAACUUCAGACCCUGCAGAGUCACUACCAUCCAGCUGUAGCCAAAGCGGCCAAAGCGAUCAACCAGCCAUUACCCGAGGCAGAGGAUGAACUGGGCAAGCUGUUGGAGCUGUCCACUUUUGAGCUGAUGGAGCGAGACCUGAAAAACCCAAGACAGUCCGUGCCUCUGGAGUUUGACCCAGCCAAUGGCUUGCUUCAGAGCCCCCGAGAAGUGGUGGGCAUGCACUUCUCUCUGGAGUAGAGCACCAUGUCUCGUGAAACAUGGAGAGCUUUCUCUUCCUGUGUCUCUUUUGUAAUUUGUCUUUUCAUGAUGUUUUAUGUGUAAUAAAUUAGUUUAUGUCCUGUAUGAAUAAAAAGAUCUUUUUGUGAACACA
Molecule: messenger RNA, 1733 nt
Organism: Electrophorus electricus (electric eel)
Lineage: Eukaryota; Metazoa; Chordata; Actinopteri; Gymnotiformes; Gymnotidae
Gene: noc4l
Product: nucleolar complex associated 4 homolog
Biological process (GO): ribosome biogenesis
Cellular component (GO): small-subunit processome; nucleolus; Noc4p-Nop14p complex
Source: RefSeq, a predicted model, not a curated record